AUGCCUUUCUCUUUCGUACCUUAUUUUUGGCCUCCUUUGCCGUGCCUGUGUUCGUUACACAAAAUAGUGCCAGCUAGAAUUGAGCAUUUUGCAGACAGACAAGAUGCCGAUCCGUCACGUAUUGGGCCGCAUGGAAUGCUGCGUUUUUUGACAGAACUCGGACUGGAUGCCGAAGAUCGCAAUGUUUUAAUAUUGGCUUGGAAACUUCGCGCAAAAACGCAGUGUGAAUUUACCUGGCAAGAAUUCAGCACGGGUCUCACUGAAAUGAGAGUAGAUACAUUGGAUAAACUUAAGGCCAAAAUACCGUUGCUAAAUGAUGAACUCAGGAAUCCGCAGAACUUUCGAGAUUUUUAUCAGUUCACAUUUAAUUACGCGCGUGUCUCAUCGCAAAGAACGUUGGGUGAGUGA
This is a messenger RNA of Gongylonema pulchrum, 408 nucleotides long. NCBI's taxonomy places the organism in Eukaryota, Metazoa, Nematoda, Chromadorea, Rhabditida, Gongylonematidae. The record is from the annotation of a GenBank genome assembly.